CAGACACUUUCACUGGAAGACACUGACAGAGGGGAGUUAAGACACUGACGGCUCCUGACAAAAGCCUUUGUCACUUGGCUCUCUGGCGCAGAGAGAAAGCUACAAUCCUGAUCAAAGAUAAAGGUGACGUCAUGGUGUCAGCUGGGCUCCAGCUGCUCGCUUUCGUCCUGGCCUUAUCCGGAGUGUCUGGAGUACUCACAGCCACUCUGCUGCCUAACUGGAAGGUGAACGUGGACUCGGGCUCCAACAUCAUAACGGCCAUUGUGCAGCUGCAAGGGCUGUGGAUGGACUGCACAUGGUACAGCACCGGGAUGUUCAGCUGCACCCUGAAGUACUCCAUUCUGUCCCUCCCCGUCCACGUGCAGGCCGCACGGGCCACCAUGGUCCUGGCAUGUGUUCUAUCUGCUUUGGGAAUCUGCGCUGCUACAGUAGGGAUGAAAUGCACUCGCUUAGGAGGGGACAGAGAAACAAAGAGUCACGCUUCUUUUGCUGGCGGAGUCUGUUUCAUGUCUGCCGGGGUCUCUGGUUUGAUACCAACAGUGUGGUACACAAAGGAGAUUGUAGCCAACUUUCUGGAUCUGACAGUUCCAGAAAGCAACAAACAUGAACCUGGAGGAGCCGUCUAUAUUGGAUUCAUUUCGGCCAUACUACUCUUGAUCUCUGGCAUGAUUUUCUGCACUUCCUGCAUUGAAAAGAAUCCAGAAGCUUGGCUCUAUCCACCCAAGCAGCAGCACAUCUCCACCACACAACCAGAGGGCAAUUCAGCAUACAACCUGAAAGAUUAUGUGUAAAUAGCUGAAUGAGCAUGGACUUUUAGAUGCCUGCUGUGACUUCUGUCUUUUUGCUUUAGAGAAAAAAAUCUAAAUGAGGUCACUUAAAAUGCCGACAAACUACUAUGUACAAUUGUUUAUCUGUUUUAAGAUUAUUUUUCCAUUACUAUUUUCAUGUUU
This is a messenger RNA of Enhydra lutris kenyoni (northern sea otter), 950 nucleotides long. RefSeq names its product claudin 20. Lineage: Eukaryota; Metazoa; Chordata; Mammalia; Carnivora; Mustelidae. Gene Ontology annotation, biological process: cell adhesion; bicellular tight junction assembly. Bases 132 to 791 code for a protein of 219 amino acids. Gene Ontology annotation, cellular component: plasma membrane; bicellular tight junction. The transcript is spliced from 2 exons. Gene Ontology annotation, molecular function: structural molecule activity. The record is from RefSeq and is a predicted model, not a curated record.